Scatophagus argus is the source of this 2712-nucleotide messenger RNA. It is a transcript of the gene tpcn3, whose product is annotated as two pore segment channel 3. NCBI's taxonomy places the organism in Eukaryota, Metazoa, Chordata, Actinopteri, Scatophagidae. Gene Ontology annotation, cellular component: membrane. The coding region runs from base 236 to 2572 and encodes 778 amino acids. The transcript has 20 exons. Gene Ontology annotation, biological process: transmembrane transport; monoatomic ion transport. The record is from RefSeq and is a predicted model, not a curated record. Gene Ontology annotation, molecular function: monoatomic ion channel activity.
AUUUCCUGCGGUCCCUGAAGGCAGCAGCAGUCCUGCUUUAUGAGCGGAGACAAACAGCAGCUGGGACAGAGUGAGUCCGCAGCCUGAUGGAGGUCAGAGAGAGCGACGGGACGGUGAUGACGGACAACUGAAGCCGAGACUUUUGUCCCGCAGAGACGCAAAGUGUCCCCCCCGGACCGACGGCCCGCGAACUCUUCGAGUGGCCUUAAACGUAACUUUGAGUUGAGUUUGAGAGAUGAACGACAACAAUCCCGCCGAGUGUGCAGGAACAGGAAAAGCAGAUCCUGACGGAGGGAGUCCUGCGAAGAGCCGAGAGGAUUUGGACCUGGCGUCCAUCUACGUGUCGGACGCUCAGUACAACAGGAACAUCUACUUUGACACGUCGCCUCAUGCCGUCAGACUGUAUCUGCGCUACAACCACUGGCUCCCUCAGGUCCUCCUCUACGUCUUCAUCCUGGUCGAUCUGUCUCUGGCCCUCUUCGAGGAGCCGGCAGUCGUCCCUCUGCCUACGUGGGCCACCAUGCUGGUGGAGCUGCUCUGUCUGCUCGUCUUCGCCGUUCGACUCGUUCACUACGCCAAAGUGAUCCCUCGAGACAAGUUCUGGAAGGAUCCCAAAAACAUCUGCAUCAUCGUCAUCCUCACGCUCACUCUGGUCGAUAUGAUCAUCUACGGAGCGCUGAAGGCUUCAAACUGUUACGCUGUCCGCUGGUCCAGAGUCCUGCGCCCGCUGCUGCUGGUCAACGUCACAGAGGGACGGCAGCUCCGCAGAGCGUUCAGAAGCAUCCGGAACGCUCUGCCUCAGAUCUUCUACGUCUUCCUGCUCUUCAUGUUCAGCCUCCUCAUCUUCUCCCUCAUGGCCCUCAAACUGCUGGGCAAACGAGGCCUGAAGACGAUCGAUGGAUCUCCGUACUUCACCGACUACCUGGAUAUCGUCUUCGACCUGUACGUCCUCGUCACCACGGCCAACAGCCCCGACGUCAUGAUGCCAGCGUACAACGCCAGCUUCGUCUUCGCCAUCUUCUUCAUCUUGUACAUCCUCAUCAACACGUACAUCUUCAUGUCCGUCUUCCUGGCCGUCGUCUACAACAACUACAAGAAGUACCUGAAGGAGGAGGUACGGCAGCUGGUGAGGGCCAAACGCCACAAGAUGGUGCGAGCGUUCGCCGUGCUGCAGGAGCGGAGGCAGGAGGGCGGGGACCCCGUGGUGAGCCAGGCUACCUGGAACCAACUGGUCCGACUGGUGCAGCCCGACAUCAGCAACGCCCACAGAGAGCUGCUGUGGAGCGUCUCCGAUGACACGAACCAGGGCUGCAUCGGUAAGAUGGCGUUCGUCCAGCUCGCCGACCUCCUGAACAUCGAAGUCAUCACACUCAAGUCGAGACCACACCCGCUCCACAGCGUCUGCCCCACCCUCUACCAGUCGGCCCCCAGCCGCCUGCUCUGCCGAAUGGUCCAACACAGGGCCUUCGUGAUCGCGUACGACCUGAUCAUCCUGGUGAACGCAGUGUUCAUCGGUCUGGACGAGGAGAAUCCCAUGAUCGCCAACUCCGAGUGGGUUUUUCUGGCUCUCUACCUGCUGGAGAUCCUGCUGAAGCUUUACGUGUUUGAGCCCAGAGCGUUUUUCUCCAAACACAGCUUCUGGAACUGCUUGUCCACGUCCCAGAUUCUGAGUACGAGGUUCGACACCAUCAUCGUCGUCUCCGCUCUCAUCGCCACCAUCAUCAACUCCGCCACGAAGUCGUCGGGUGGUUACACCAGCCGGCAGAUCCUGGACAUCGUCUUCAUCCUGCGAGUCCUCAGACUGAUCCGGGUGGUGGACAGCAUUAAAAGGUUUCGUACGAUCAUCAACACCCUGAUCAGGAUUGGACCAGCGAUCCUCACGUUUGGACAGCUCAUCGUUGUGGUUUACUACAUCUUUGCCAUGGUGGGGAUGGAGCUGUUCAAAGGGAAGGUGAAGUUCUACGAGGAGGACUCCACUGACCCGGAGAAGAAGUACUGUGGAAACCCUCUGCUGAAGGGAACGGACUUCGCGCAGCUCAACUACUGCAAGAACAACUUCAACAACGUGGUGUCGUCCUUCGUCCUGCUGGUGGAGCUCACCGUGGUCAACCAGUGGCACGUGCUGAGCAGCGGCUUCGCCACCGUCACCCACGUGUCAGCCAGGAUCUUCUUCGUGCUCUUCCACAUCAUGGUCGUCAUCGUCAUCAUCAAUAUCUUCGUGGCGUUCGUCCUCGAGGCGUUCUUCGUGGAGUACUCUGUGGAUAAGAGCGACCUGCAGACGUCUCUGGAGAGGAAGAUCGAGGAGCUGGAGCUGGCUGUGGCCCAGGAAAAGUUGGAGGACAACUUGGUGAACGCCAUGGAAACCAUGGACAGUGACCAGGGAACCAGCCAAUCAGCAAACAAUAAACCUGCCCUGAUGUUUAAAAUCGCUUCAAAAAGGUAUCGGACGGUGGACGCUCUGCUGCAGCGGAUGUUCGAGGCCGACCUCGACCCCGAAGACUUCGCCGAGAACGACGAUCCUGAAGCUCAGACCAACGGGAGCUUUGCCAACCCGACGUUCAGCUCUGUGUAGUCGUUCAUGUACAAAACAUUUGUGAAGGGAACAAAAUGAGUGUGUGCUUCAGCCUCCAGUGAUCUGCUCUUCCAUUUCUGUCCUGUAGAAACACACAGGAAGUCUGUGCUUUCACAUAAAGAAUAUUUACACCAACUGUU